Zygotorulaspora mrakii is the source of this 1449-nucleotide messenger RNA. It is a transcript of the gene ADE13, whose product is annotated as adenylosuccinase ADE13. Lineage: Eukaryota; Fungi; Ascomycota; Saccharomycetes; Saccharomycetales; Saccharomycetaceae. Gene Ontology annotation, biological process: 'de novo' AMP biosynthetic process. The coding region runs from base 1 to 1449 and encodes 482 amino acids. Gene Ontology annotation, molecular function: (S)-2-(5-amino-1-(5-phospho-D-ribosyl)imidazole-4-carboxamido) succinate lyase (fumarate-forming) activity; N6-(1,2-dicarboxyethyl)AMP AMP-lyase (fumarate-forming) activity. The record is from RefSeq and is a predicted model, not a curated record. The transcript has a single exon. Gene Ontology annotation, cellular component: cytosol.
AUGUCUGAUUUUGAUAAAUACAGCACACCAUUAUCUUCUCGUUAUGCUUCGAAGGAAAUGUCUGGUAUUUUCUCAUUGAGAAAUAGAUUUUCAACAUGGAGGAAGUUAUGGCUCAAUCUAGCUAUUGCUGAAAAGGAAUUGGGCCUUACUGUUGUCACUGACAAGGCUAUUGAGGAAAUGAGCAACCAUCUGGCUAUUACUGACGAAGAAAUUGCCAAAGCGUCUGCUCAAGAAGCUAUUGUGAGACAUGAUGUUAUGGCUCACGUUCACACUUUUGGCGAAACAUGUCCAGAUGCCGCAGGUAUUAUCCAUUUGGGUGCUACGUCAUGCUUCGUCACUGACAAUGCAGAUUUGAUUUUUUUGAGAGAUGCGUAUGAUCUGUUGAUUCCAAAACUAGUCAACGUGAUCAAUAGAUUGGCUAACUUUGCUAUGGAAUACAAAGAUCUACCUGUAUUGGGAUGGACACAUUUUCAACCCGCUCAAUUGACGACAUUAGGAAAAAGAGUCACUCUAUGGGUUCAAGAAUUACUAUGGGAUUUGAGAAAUUUCGUCCGAGCAAGAAAUGAUAUUGGUUUACGCGGUGUUAAGGGUACUACUGGUACCCAAGCAUCCUUCUUAGCACUUUUUCAUGGUGAUCACAACAAAGUAGAAGCACUGGAUAAAAGAGUUACUGAACUGUUAGGUUUUGAUACUGUCUACCCUGUUACUGGCCAAACUUAUUCAAGAAAGAUCGAUAUUGAUGUAAUGGCACCUUUAUCAUCAUUCGCUGCUACUGCUUACAAAAUGGCCACUGACAUUAGGUUACUGGCCAAUUUGAAGGAAAUGGAAGAACCUUUUGAAAAAUCACAAAUUGGUUCUUCCGCAAUGGCCUACAAGAGAAACCCAAUGCGUUGUGAACGUGUUUGUUCUUUAGCUAGACAUUUGGGCUCUCUGUUUAAUGACGCAGUACAAACGGCUUCUGUUCAAUGGUUCGAAAGAACUUUAGAUGAUUCGGCUAUCAGAAGAAUUUCUCUUCCAAGUGCCUUCUUAACAGCAGACAUUCUAUUAUCAACUUUGUUGAAUAUCUCUUCCGGUUUAGUUGUUUAUCCAAAGGUGAUAGAAAGAAGAAUCAAGGGUGAACUACCAUUUAUGGCUACUGAGAAUAUUAUCAUGGCUAUGGUUGAAAAGGGCGCCUCAAGACAAGAGGUUCAUGAAAAUAUUAGAGUCCUAUCACAUCAAGCUGCUGCGGUUGUUAAGGAAGAAGGUGGUGAUAACGAUUUAAUUGAACGUGUCAAAAAGGACCAAUUUUUCAAGCCAAUUCAUUCGGAGCUUGAAUCUUUGUUGGACCCAUCUACUUUCGUCGGCAGAGCUCCACAGCAAGUUGAGAAAUUUGUCAAUAAUGAUGUGAAAAACGCUUUGCAACCAUUCAGCAGCUAUAUAAAUGAUGCGGAUGUUAAAUUAAACGUCUAA